AUGCACAAAACUUACCACUUGUUGAUAGCUGCAAUAUGCAUAGCGUUGCUAGGCAUGCCAGCCACAGCAUUGGAAAAACGGGCACCGCCAUUUACCCAAGAUCACGAUCCUACAGCAGACAACAUACCAAGUCAUCUUGGCAACUAUACCCAUUCGCACGAGGAUAUUGAACCACCCACAUACACCUGCACACCUAUCGGUGAGUGCGACGUAUGCACCCCUUUUGAAAAGAAAACGGCGCCGUAUUGCCAAGAUUUCGGUAACAAGGAGCGCGUGCGUUGCGAAUGGGAUGAUCCAGACUUGGCAGAGAACUUGAGGAAUCAAACAACACUAUACGACUUUGAUGCCGUUUCACUACCAUCUUACCGUGGAUGUCCACAUGUAAAGCGGAUAGAGCGUUGGAAAUUCAUCAAAUUUGAGAGCAUCAACUUUGUGGUGGCAAUCUUCUCGGUGACACUCGUCAUGUGGAGACAAAGGAAACUCGCACGAGAACAAUAUCAAAAACUUGCACAAAGAAUUGGCGUAGCUGUUUAG
This is a messenger RNA of Lichtheimia ornata, 534 nucleotides long. RefSeq lists its product as uncharacterized. The record is from RefSeq and is a predicted model, not a curated record. The transcript is spliced from 4 exons. The coding region runs from base 1 to 534 and encodes 177 amino acids. Gene Ontology annotation, cellular component: centrosome; spindle; midbody. Gene Ontology annotation, biological process: mitotic cytokinesis. Lineage: Eukaryota; Fungi; Mucoromycota; Mucoromycetes; Mucorales; Lichtheimiaceae.